UCAAAUGAAUCAGUAACAGUCUAGUCGCUUCCGCAGACAAUUAGCACCUCUGCUCAAGGGUAAACAUGUUUGAUGAUAAUACAUCAUGAUUGACAGCAUAAAAGAAAAGUGUGACAGUGGUAGGAAUCUGAACUACUCUUGACACUGAAGGUAUAUACACAUGCAGUAUCAUUACCAACUGUCAUGUUCAUGCAGCAGUCUUCUAACUGAAACUAACACUAACAACAAACAUUAAUAAUAUCUUUCCUUUAAGGUGUAUAGAUUCCUCUUUAUUUCGUUAUUCUACGAUUCUGUGCCAAAUGUGUAUGUCAAUUAUAUUAAAUGAAAUGAGAUAUGGUAGGAUCAUCAUGACUUACGAAUUUUAAAUAAAUGUGGGAGGAAUAAGUUGGGCAAAACCACAAAAAAACUCUUAAUCAGGACAGCUAUGUCCAGACCCAUGUGGUUAGUGUAGCUAUGUUGACAAGACAUUUACUCUACAUUUUGUUCCACAACAGCACUGCUGCUUCGUAAAACACUAUGGCUGGACCUUACUACAGAAUUUCACUUUCUUGUUUGCUCUUCCGGACAAAUUACAUUAACUAAUUCCUAGCCACUAACAAUGUGUCAACACUGCUCUAAGUGAAACAUCAGGAAUGAAGAAAGACUGUACAUGUGUACACGCACAUACGAACGAUCGAUUACCAUAAGUCUGCCCUUCAUAUAAAAAUAAGGAAGCAGACUACAAGUACCAGUAGUCAACAAGUUAUAUUAUACAUACAUUUGCAUACCAUCAGAUAUAAUCAAUUGAAUAAAUAAUCAUACAAAAUCAUUAAUUAUUUAUAUCUUUAAUCCUACUUAACCACGUUCAAUAUCAUAAUGUACACACCUUUUUACAAACAAACAAACAAAACAAAAACAAGAAGAAGAAAUUAAUGUGUAAUAACCAUGUUAUAAAACGAUUUCAAAUUUCAUAUUUUGAUUUACAACCAAAAUAUUAAAUUAAUAUAAUCAGACUGAUAUAGAAUCUAAUGUAAAAUUAAUCACUUUAGCAUAUAUUAUGUUACCUCUGAGGACAGUAAACAGCAAAAAACAUGUAAGGUUGAAAGUACAAAUAAUUAAUACUUUUGUAUGGUUAUGUAUUUAAUUGAUUGUGUCUGAUGGUUUGCAAAUUUAUAUAAUAUUAUUUGAUACACUGGUACAGACCUAACAAGACUUAAAAAAACUCAAGGAGUAUUUAUAUAGGACUAGUAAAAGAUGACAUGUUUACUGCUGGCUCACUACUUUCUGGACGGAUGUGCUCCGUUUUGGAUUGUAAUGGUGCUAAUCGAACAACAGUUACAAGUAAAGUAUUACAACACAAACACUGUCAACGGUAUCCAAUUAGAACACUGGCAGUUGAGCUGUGAGUGUGCAAGGUACAAGACAUGCUGUGCUUCAUUCUCCUGGUGCACACCAUUUUGGUGGCACUUGGAGCAAAUGGCACUGUUGCCCCUCAACACAGUCUCUGGACCCUAAGACCUAUCAGAGAACAGUGUUGGGGCCCCGGCACAUGGCCACACCCUGCCCACUGCCGCCUGUUCUCAGUGUGUCAUCUCGGGUUGGACAGAACCAUUGUGGGUCACCUGUUCCUGUGUCCACUGGGCAGUAGCUAUUCCUCAAGGAGCCAGAGCUGCAUUACCAGUCAGACAGUUAUGCCAAACUGUGCGACAUCUCUGGAGGAUGAUUUCCUGCUCAAAAUCCAAUUUGCUGAGCAACUAUCCAGCAACAAUGAUUUACCAUUCACAUGCAAUGGCACCGAGAUCACAUACUGUGCAAACAGAGAGAUAAUGGUGAUCUGUACACCGAACAAGGCUCUCGUGGGGUUUGUAAACUGCUCGGCACAGCACUGGGAACAAAAAUAUGUACCACUGCAGUGUGACAACAGCAGAAGCAGAUGUACAGCUUCGCCAGUAUCGGAAUUUCAUCAGGAUAAUACAACACAUACUGAAGUAUUUGAAACAAGUACUGACAGCACCUCUGCAGAAUCAGAGGCACCCGUAAAAAUCUCACAGAGCCCUUCAGAAGGAGAAACUGCUCUUCCUAACACUUCACCUCUCCUUCUUGUUCCAUCUGAAAAUACAGACUUCAUUUCACAUCCCGACAAAAACCAAACAUUGGAAGCAACCAAUCACAUCACAAAUAUGUACCUACACUUAACGAUACCCAACACAACCAGCGAAGACAAUUAUGCCAACGAACUUUACGAUGGUGAUGAAGAUUAUGAAGAGUAUGACCUGGAAGGUUCCUUACCUAACUACCCUGACAUAAAGUGUACCCGGAAAGGGUUGCAGUGUGCAGACAGAACAAUAAUCAUGGACUGCUCCGAGAACUCAAGUGAGCCACUCUUCACCGUGUCAUGCGCAUCUCUGCUGCACAGUGAUGACGGUGAGAAUGCCACUGGUCAUUGUGAUAAUGAAACACCAUCCUGCAUAUUGUCAAGCCAGGGCAUGACCUUAUCACUCAACAUCAAAACAAUCAACACUGAAGAUUCUAAAAUAUGCAAAUUUUACAGUGGACUGCAAUGUAUUAAUAAUGAUACUCUGGUUGCAUGUUCUGGGUACACUAACAAUAUUCACUACGCAAUCUCUUGUGAUGGAAUGUCAACGUCUGACACAAGCAGCUUUCUUCAGGGACAAUGUUAUGAGAAUAGCUGCGUGUUUGUAAUUGCUCAACACAACAGAAGUUCUGAAAUAUUGGCUUACCAGAUCAACAACUAUGAAACUUAUCACUUACUAGCACCUGAUGCCAACAAAUCCGUAAGCGAACAUCUUCACAGCAAAACAGGCACAGAAAUAAACACUACAGACAUUCAGGGUGAGCAAUUUCAAGUGUUUGAUUUGCACAGAGAUGAUUUCAUACAUAGUUUAUCUAAGAUUAAUGAACACCACCUUGUUGAUGAUCAUGGUGAUACUGAGAUUCAUACAGCAAACUCAUCAUCUGGUGAAUAUACUGACCUGAUCACAGAGACUGCUGAAAACAUCAUAAAAACUGAUCAAGACAAUUUACCACAGACUGACGAUCUAACAUCAGCUGAAUCAACUGUAUCAGACAUUGGAGAACCUACCACAGAUCUUGCGUUACUUCCCCAACACACAGAAAACUCUCCUGAAGUUACUGAAUCAGAAGGUACAGAUUUCUAUUCAGAAACAUCAUCCACACUGAACGUGGACUACAUUAAAAUUGCAUUUGAAAAUAAUGUAAACACUGCAAUACCUGAUCAUAAGAUACCAGCUUCUGCUUCUAAGAUCAGGUAUGACAUCUCUGAAACUAUCCUUACACAAGCCCCUAAUUCUAUUCCCACAGAAGCCAUGAUGUCCAUCACUAAAGGCAUUCGUGGAGAAACACCUUCUCCUGUCCCUGAAAUGAUACCUGCAGAAACCACAACUCAUGUAUCCAAAUUGAGUCAAACAGAAACUGACUUCUCUACCCCUGAAACUCUGCCCACAGAAACUGUGGCACCUGUCUCAAAAGUUCUUCACAGAAAGAAAUUUUCUCCUGUCCCUGUAGCUAUACCCACAGAAACCAUUGUUCCCAUGUUAAAAUCUGGUCACACAGAAAGUGAUUUCUCUGUCUCUGAAACUCUGCCUACAGAAAUCAUAACAACUGAAUCAGAAGUCAUGAACAAAGAAACUGCUCCUCCAGCUCUUGAAUCAACACCUACAGAAACCAUGAUUCCUGUGUCCAAAGCGAGUCGUCACACAGAAAUGUUCUCUGUGACUGAAACUCUACCUACAGAAACCAUGAUAUAUGUCUCAAAACUCAUCUAUAAAGAAAAUUCUCCUCUUGCCCCUGAAAUGACACCUACAGGAACAACUCCUAUGUCCAAACCCAGUGACAGAGAAACCACUUUCUCUAACCCUAAAAUUCUGUCUGCAGAAACCUUGGCAUCUGUCUCAAAAGCUGUUCACAAAGAAACUGUUUCUCCCAUUCCUGAAAACGUACCUACGGAAACCAUGGUCCCUGUGUCCAAAUCUACUCACACAGAAACUAGUUUUUCUGCCCCUAACACUCUACCUGCAGAUAUUCACAGUGAAACUUCUUCUACUGUACCUGCGACUUCACCAACCAAACAUAUGACUCCUACCUCCAAAUUCAUUCACACAGAAACUGCCUUCUCUUUCCAUGAAGUUCUGCCUAAAGAAACUGUGACUCAUGUCUGUAAAUCCACCAACACAGAAAGUGCUGUCUUUGUCCCCAAAACUCUACCUACAAAGACCACAACGCCAAUCUCAGAAGAAACUCGUGGGAGAACUGCAUCUCCUCUCCUUAAGACUAUAUUUACAGAAGCCACAAACUUCAACUCUAAUACCGUAACUCCUGCCUCCCAAACCACCAUGCUUAUCUUGGAAACCCCACUCAAAAUAGUCACAGAUCCCAUGUCCAAACCCAUUGCCAUGUUAGGCACUCAGGAAGCAGAUGGUGACAGCAACAAAGAACUUCGCUUCAAUCUACAAACCCUAGGUACUGUUCCAACAGCUCAAGUGGCCUCUGAAGCCACAGCUCUCCUUCCUGCUGUUGAAGGGUCAGGACCUACGAGAAUGGGUACAAAGUCACCAACAGCAGAAACAGAUCAGUCUCAACAUGUGAUACCAGAGUCGAGCCCUGCCAUGAAUGGACCCUUCAAAGUACCUGAUACACAACAGAACCUCGGAGACUUUCAAAAAUAUGCCUGCCGCAAAGCAGGAAUCCAGUGCAUGGACGGUCAGACGCUAGCCGCUUGCCUGCCCGACCUGACUCUUAGCUAUACUGUGUCAUGUCACACUCUGUUACCGUAUGUGACGUCUAAACACCACGUAGUUUAUUGCGACCAUGAGUUAGAAUCAUGUGCUCUGGCAUACUUGGACUAAUCUCAACUUUUAUUAUCAUUCAAGAAGACCUUCACAAGAAAUAAAAUAUUAAAGCAGAAAAGUUUCCUGAUGCUCUCUUCAUGAUUAUGUACCUAUCACUGAUCUUGAUUAUAUUUAUGUAUAUUUUAAUGGUUAAUUAACAAUGUAUCAAUGUAGUAUGAAAAGCAAAUUACGUAACAUGGAAUGAGAUUAUGGAUGAUUAUAUCAUACAUUUAAAAGUC
Messenger RNA from Zootermopsis nevadensis, 5086 nucleotides. The record is from RefSeq and is a predicted model, not a curated record. Lineage: Eukaryota; Metazoa; Arthropoda; Insecta; Blattodea; Termopsidae.